Molecule: messenger RNA, 504 nt
Organism: Oikopleura dioica
Lineage: Eukaryota; Metazoa; Chordata; Appendicularia; Copelata; Oikopleuridae
Source: the annotation of a GenBank genome assembly
AUGGCAAAUCGAAAAGAUUCCAAAGUCGAGCCUGAUUCAAAUGGCGAGCACAGCCCCGAGGGCGAGGCAAAUCGAAAGCGAGCGCAGCGGCUGAUUCUGCUGGAGCACCUGUGCAAUACAUUAGCCGAUCGAAUGUGGCUCUACGCAGCGGGACUGCUCCUCAUCGAUACGAUAGCUAAAUUGGACGCGAAUGUCUCCAGCAUCAUGACUGCCUCGCUUUACGGCGUCGUCCUUGCCUCGGUCAAGAUUUUGUUUGCCCCGUUUAUUGGAUCGCUGAUUGAAUCCAGCAGACGUCUUCAUGGGGCGAUGACGAGUUUGAUCUUUCAAAACACAACUGUUGCUUUAUCCUGCCUGACAAUGUUUUGGAUCAUUUACUCUGAUAAUGUCGAAAUUUCACCUUGGGCUGUGUUCGCCAUUGUAACGACAUUUUCUUGCUUCGCUAUUUUGGCAUCUGUUGGUCUUCAAAAUGCUAUCAGGGGAGAGCUCUCAAACCUUUGGAAAUAG